AAGGUGAGCACAGUGACGCUGAGGCGCGGAGGUAAAGCGGCCAAACUUCAACGGCAGACAGGCGCCAAUCCAUUUUUAACGUCCUCAGACCAUUCUUUUUCACUUCUAAGCUAUUAAAAUGCGAUGAAAAAUCACAGUGCCUGUUUUGCGGCUUUAUAAAUUAGGCAGACAUGAUGCUGGCGCCUGUAGUGUGGACAGCUGUUUUAUUAACUCUGGUAAAUGCCACCAUCCUGGAGAGCGGUCCAACUGAAGCACCAGAUGUGGAGAGCGGCUCGGGGAUGCUGCUGACAGAAGCAAUAGACCUCCUUGAUCAUCUGUGGCAGGUGGCUAAUAACAGCAACGCAUCAGUAACACAGGAAAGCCAAAGAUGUCCAGUCCUGCAUGUAGGCCAGUACUCCACCCUCUCUAUACCACUACGUCAGGUGUUUGGAUACAGGUUUGGUGAUGAGUUUAGUUUGCUGUUGCAUCUGCGUAGCUCCCAGUCUGAAGACCGCAGUGUGCUGACUUUCCUCUGUCCAGAUGGACAUAUUCUCCUGCAGAUUCGCAUCAGUGCCUACACUUUUACCUUUAUCAGUACCCAACAACGACACUAUGAGUUCCCCGUGGCAGUGCUGUCUGAUGGGGGUUGGCACCGCGUGGCAGUCAGUGUCUCCUCAGGCCGGUUGGCGUUGUAUGUGGAUUGCUCCAUGGUUGAGAGCGUAGACUGGGCUUAUAAGGAUGGUUUGGGAAUCUCCACUGAUGGCCUGGUUAUGGUGGGAGGAAUCAUUGAGGGUUUUGAGACACCUUUUGAGGGUGAUCUGAUGCAAGUGGCAUUUCUGAUGGGAGAACCAGAUGCAGCUCGAGAUCAGUGUGCCGUUUUGCAACCCCAGUGUGGCGGAACCGGACACAAACCACCUCGCUCUCCUCGCAUACACACUGAAGAGGAGCUUCUGCUGUCCUCAAAUGACCUGGAGGACUUAUUAGAGACAGCAGAGGACAGUGACUCUAUUCGUGCAAAACUGACUGGUGUCCGUAGACGUGGGAUUAUACGUGGUGACGGUACUUUGCCUACUGGAUCUAAACGUCCUGGCUUUGUGGGGCGAGGUGAUGUGUUUGAGGUGGAUGAGGAUACAGACCUGGUAGACCAAAACAUCUUGUCCAAAAAUGGUGGUAAACCUUUCAAAACCUUCCCAACUGAAACUACAGGCAGCCGUGAUGGAAAACCAGACUCCACAUCCAAACUUCUAGAUGAAAACAUCACCACUGACAAGCACAAACCUGGCAAACCUUCACCAAAGAAACCAGUGGAUACCACAAUUAUCAACCUGGAUGUUCAGGUACCUGAGAAACCUACCGGAAGUAUUGUACCUAGUAGUGAAAUUCACCUGGAAACCACCUCCAGUCCUGAGGAUCGAGAAUCCAACUUGUUAAAAGAGGAUUUGGGGGCCACCACACAGGCUCCUCUGAGAACAACUUCUUUGGAGGGCAUCUCAAAAGGAAGUGGAAGAAAAACAUCCAAAACUCCAGAUAUCCCUCUAGGACCUGGCUGGGGAUCUGAGGAGCACCCAGGUACCGUUAUACUUACAGGACGGCAUGGAGAUCUUGUGCGUGGUUCUGAUGGCAAUAUGUAUCGCAUUCAAAGAGGACCCAUGGGGCCAGUGGGGCCCCGAGGUGAGCCUGGAUGUCCCGGGAGUGAUGGCUAUCCAGGACCCGAAGGUGAUAAGGGUGCCAUUGGGCUUAAGGGCCGUCCAGGUCACCGUGGAGUCCCAGGACCUCCUGGGUCACCUGGGCUACCCACAUUCUACCUGUGGAGAAACACACCUGAGGAAUGGGCUGCAUUUCAGCAAACAUCAUUCUUCCAGCUUCUCCAUGCAGGUUGGCCUAGAGCGCAAGGUCCACCUGGUCCAGAAGGAGAGAUGGGGAAACCUGGGCCGCAGGGGCCACCUGGGGAGCCAGGUGAACAAGGACGUCCAGGACAUUUGGGAGACAUGGGUGACCGUGGCCCAAAAGGUGUGAUAGGCAGAGCAGGGCUCUUUGGAAAGGAUGGAGAAAACGGGCUGGAUGGGCCUCAUGGGCCUCCAGGGAUUCCAGGACCAAAGGGUCCUUUAGGCUAUAAAGGAGAAUCAGGCUCACCUGGAGAGAAAGGAGAGGAGGGUAUUGCUGGAGCAGAGGGUCCAUGUGGAGAUAUGGGAAAAGUUGGUGAGAAAGGUUCAAAAGGAGCACCUGGCUCUCCUGGUCCUGUCGGCCCUCCUGGUCCACAAGGCAUGAGAGGGUUGGAGGGCCCUGAAGGUCAUCCAGGGCCAGAUGGGGAUGAUGGGAUGGAGGGACCACCAGGCCUUCCAGGUCCACCAGGAGCUCCUGGUUGGACAGGUGUGGUUGGUGCCCAGGGGCCUAAUGGGUCUCGUGGGGAGCCUGGGCCUCCAGGAGCUGUUGGUCUUCCAGGGCCACAGGGUCCCCAGGGAUUAGAGGAACAGAUCGGGCCUCCAGGACCAAGGGGUCUGCAGGGGCUGUCAGGCCGGGAAGGUUUACCUGGUCCCAAAGGAGAACCUGGCCCUGCAGGGCCAGUGGGCCUCAGAGGGGAGCCAGGAUUUGAAGGAUUAAUGGGUGUAUUAGGAAUACAAGGUCCAAAAGGUUUUUCUGGUAUCAAAGGAAACAGAGGACCCGAUGGAGACCAGGGAGACAUUGGACCUAAAGGAAACAAAGGUGCUAGAGGAGCCCCAGGGAUACAGGGCAUUCAAGGUGAGCAGGGACCAACAGGUUUUCCUGGUUUCCCAGGUGUCAGAGGUCUGCCAGGACCACAGGGGAUCCAGGGAGAAGAUGGAGAAGCUGGUCUGCAUGGCAAAGUGGGAAAGGAAGGGCCAAAGGGUAGCAAAGGUCUUGAAGGCCUCCCUGGAAAGCCUGGUCCUAGAGGCCUAAAGGGUCGAACAGGGCAGAGGGGUCACAAUGGCAUGCCUGGACUUCCUGGUUUACCUGGCCCACCUGGACCUGUUGGAGCUGAAGGAAAGCCUGGUACACAGGGAAUGCAAGGCCUUGUGGGUAAUGCAGGAAGUAAAGGACUAAUGGGAUUGCAAGGUAUUUCUGGAGAACAUGGUCAGGAUGGACCCCCAGGAUCUAUGGGUCCACCUGGACGGGAGGGUCCUAUGGGCAGUCCUGGGCCACUAGGAGAGAGGGGUUUCCCUGGAAAGACAGGAGCAGUGGGACCGCAGGGCCCUGUUGGCAUGUAUGGUUUUCCAGGAAACGUGGGUAUGAGAGGAAGACCAGGCCACAGUGGAGACAGAGGAGAGCCAGGUCUAAGAGGGCCUCCUGGACCAAAUGGGAAGCCUGGACCACCAGGUUCCCCUGGUCCAGUAGGAGAAAAGGGACCACCAGGACCCCAGGGCCGUCAAGGAGAUCCUGGGCAUCGGGGAACAGAUGGGCCAUGUGGUCCUCCAGGACUUCAGGGGGUUAGUGGGGUCAUUGGAAAACCAGGACCCCAUGGAAAUAAAGGACCCCCAGGGGACCCUGGGCCAAACGGUCCCCCAGGUAUUCCAGGUCCACAGGGGGCAAAUGGACUUCCAGGUAUAGAUGGGGAGAAAGGAGAAAAGGGAAUGAUGGGCCCUCCUGGUGAUGACGGGCCUCUUGGACUGGAAGGGCCACAGGGUCCAUUUGGUCCGACAGGUUUGGAGGGGCCUCCUGGAACAAAAGGUGAUAAGGGGGACAGAGGUCCCUUUGGAAAGCCUGGUCUUCAAGGACCAAAAGGAGACAUUGGCCCUCCAGGUGCUAAAGGUCCAGUGGGUCCACCAGGCCCAGCAGGCAGUGAGGGUGAUGCUGGUCCAGUUGGCGUUGCUGGUGAUCCUGGCCCUAAAGGAGAGCAGGGUGAUAUUGGCCCACGAGGAUUUACUGGUUCAGAGGGGCCAUGGGGAGACGUGGGGGCGCAGGGAGAGAGGGGCCUCAAGGGAGACAAGGGCCAAAUCGGACUCCAGGGUGAGUCAGGCCUCAUGGGUGGUGUUGGACCUCCUGGCCUAAAAGGUGUAGAGGGUGGACCAGGCCAUCCAGGAUUGGUGGGGCCAGAUGGACCUCCAGGAAGCAAGGGGGAGGUUGGGCCAAAUGGUUUACUUGGUGAGCCAGGAGAUGCUGGACCUGAGGGAAUUGCAGGUCCCAAAGGCGUACGAGGUGAUGCAGGAAAAGCCGGGACACAGGGAGGUGUUGGCUCAGUAGGUCCCCAAGGUCUUUUGGGCCCUAAAGGUCUCCCAGGGCCUGAAGGGGAGAAAGGAGACUCAGGAGAUAAAGGAGAACCAGGGGUGGAGGGGCCAGACGGCCUUCAAGGCAUUCAAGGACCACCGGGACUGCCUGGUUUGGAGGGUCCAGAAGGUGAGGCAGGGGUACGUGGCUCACCUGGUCUGCCAGGAGCUCAGAGCCGCACGGGUAACCCAGGACCCGAAGGAAGAGAAGGCAUGAAAGGAGAGAAGGGAGAUCAAGGCAAGGAUGGAGGACCUGGAAAAAUGGGUCACAUUGGACGGCGGGGUAAAAGAGGCAAGGCAGGGUUGAGGGGGACCAGAGGACCAAGAGGAGAAAAGGGAGAGAGGGGGGAUGUAGGAGAGAAAGGACUUCCUGGAUGGGGAGGAAGCAUGGGAAUCCAAGGACUGAGAGGAGAGCCUGGGGAGCAGGGUGUCAAAGGAGCAGAGGGUGAGAAAGGAGAUCAGGGACCACUUGGUCCACCAGGGAAAGAUGGCUUGAAGGGGAGUAUGGGGCCUAUUGGUCCUCCUGGACCCCCAGGACCAAAGGGCGAUCAGGGAAAUAUUGGUCCUGCUGGGCCUAGAGGGGCACCUGGAAUACCUGGACUACCGGGCUUGUUUGGAGACAAGGGACUUAAGGGAUUUCAGGGGCCUCCUGGACCCCCUGGAAGGAGGGGCUUGCCAGGUCCACCGGGGCCACCAGGGCCUGCUGGUGUUUCUGUGAACCUGACCCUGACCCAGAUCAAGGACCUGAUGUACAGUUCAGACAAGCCCAAUUACCCUCUGAUUCAGACACUGAUGGACUCUCUGUACCAUGACCUCCGGCUGCUGGUGGACCCUCCGGACGGUAGCAAGCAGCACCCAGCCUCUACCUGUCUGGAGCUGUGGCUGUGCCAUCCCAACUACACCAGCGGAUUCUACUACAUUGACCCAAACCAAGGCAGUUCUUUAGAUGCUCUUUUGGCCUACUGUAACUUCUCAGAGUCAGGAGCAGAGACCUGCCUUCACCCCAGAGAUGCACAUCUUCCCAUAAGGACUUGGCUGAAUGACUCAGGGAAUAAUAGCAAGUUCUACUGGUUCAGUUCACUGGAGGGAGGUUUUCAAUUUGAGUAUCCAGCCCUCAGUGUGGUUCAGCUGCGGUUUCUACGACUCCAGAGCAACAGAGCAGAACAGAGAGUGACGUACUCCUGUUACCCUGGACACCAACUGGGCCAGAUACAGCGACAGGUCCAGUUCCUCACGGACUCCGUGAAGCAGAGCUAUUUAGGAGAACUGCAGGAUUGUGUGUCUGCAAAGGAAGUGGAUCCCGGGCCACGUGAGUCUGUGUUUCAGUUUGUGGACAUGGACCUGCUUCCUCUACGUGACAUAGGAAUCUUGGGCAACAGCAGCUACGAGUUUGGCUUCACCAUCGGCCCUGUGUGUUUCAGCUAGAGACACUCUGAAUGAUAAUGGUACAUCCUGUGCAUUUAACCUUAAAUACAAGCAACAAAAAGAAGAAAACAGGACACUCUGAAGAAACAUGCAGCAUCUACUGCUCGUGGUAAAGGAAAUACCUGGUGCAGCCAGACAAACGGACAAUAUCCUUUUUUGUUUACAGGGACUUUUGGCUUUGUAAUUAAUGUACUAUUUUUAUAAUAAUUUUAUUUGUUUCAGCAAUGUUUUUUAAUCACUAGCUGGUCUUGUAAUAACAUUGUAGAUGAAGCUUGGAUCGUACCAAGUGUAAUGACAGGGUUCUGACGUGACCACUAUGUGGUUGCAUGGUCCAAGUUUCAGCUGUUUACUACUUAAUCAUGUACAAACGGUUACCGUGGAUUAACCAGUUAUUAUAAAACUUUGCAUUAUUAGGCGAGUGUAUGAAUGACACUUUUUCCCCUCUUGUUUAAGUGUCUAACUUGAAUUGUAGGACUGAUAGAAACAAAGCGUCCCAGUGAGGACACCGCUAACCUUCCCAUGAGGUUUGAAUAUCAGGAAGUCUGUGCUACAUUUGUUUUCUCUGUUCAUGUCAUGAUUUGAUUUUAGAAAUGGUCUUAAAUUUGUAUGUUAGAUGAUUUAUGGGUGCUAAUGUUUGCAGUACAGCAGUAACAGUUGUUUCAAAAAGAGAAUAAUAAUACAAACUGCAGCAAAGCUGGUUAAUAAAUGUGCAAGCAGUGAUCUAAUGUUGAUAUGAGACUGAAAUUCAGUACACAUGCAUAAAGUCCUUCAGUUCACAUUUACUGUAUGUAGGUCUCAGGGAGCACUUACAAAUAUGACAUAAAUGUAAGAAAAUACACAAAUGAUAUUGGAAAUAGGUUAAUUUGAUAGAAUAUGUUCAGAUUAACCAAGCAAAGCCAAAUUUAAGUGUUGUUCAAUUGUUUUAAAGCAGUUAUCACUAAUAACUUUUUAAAUCACAUUGAAUUUAGGCGCAGGUGCUUUGUUUUGAAAACCUUUUUGUUCAGUAACAUUUUGUAAUGUAUAUUGUGUUUUCUAUGUAUUUGUGGUGACAUCGGAAAUCACAUGCUGGUCAUCUGUUUGAGUAUCAGCUAUAAAACGUGCAUUAAUGUAUCAUUUAAAUCGUGUUGGACAAUUGUGUAUAUCAUUGUGUGAAACACGAACGUUUUUAAAAAAAAAAAAAUGCUUUGUGAAGUUGUGUUUUUCCAGUUCAAACAGCAAGACAUGGUAAUGAGAAAAACUGAAACCCAGCUAGUAUACAUGAUUUAAUUUUGCACAAUGAAGUGCAGCCCUU
Messenger RNA from Onychostoma macrolepis, 6915 nucleotides. RefSeq names its product collagen alpha-1(I) chain. The record is from RefSeq and is a predicted model, not a curated record. Lineage: Eukaryota; Metazoa; Chordata; Actinopteri; Cypriniformes; Cyprinidae. Gene Ontology annotation, molecular function: extracellular matrix structural constituent. The coding region runs from base 171 to 5624 and encodes 1817 amino acids. The transcript is spliced from 68 exons.